AUGAUCGCCGUGCAAUCGCCUCGUCCAGCCACAGCCACAAGGCCACCGGCAAAGCCUCUGCGCAGAAGCUCGCCUGCCCGCGCAGCAAAGCACCACCUCGAACCCAACCCGUUCGAAAAGUCGUUCAGCUCCGGACCCAACUCGUCCGAGUCCGUCGAACGUCGCUCCGACCUCAAAACUGACGCCAAAUCCACCAACGUCAGCACGCCACCUCUCUCCACGCGUCCAGGCGCCGCUUAUCGCGAUCGCACCUUUUCCAACAACAAGAACCAGACCUCGCCUCAGGAGACCACCGGCUCGACUCCCAAACCGCUCUUGCCACCCGUAGCCUCCAUCACUUCGCCAGCCGGCGAGAACAACCCGUAUCCUUGGUCCGCCGGUCUCACCAGCUCGUUGCGAUCCGGUCCUCUCUCGCCCGCCAUGCUCGCUGGUCCUCAGAGCUCUCAUUUUGAUCCCAACUCGUUCCGCACCGGCUUCACUCCGGACCUUUCCAACUUCAAGACGGGUCUCACGCCGCUCGGCGGUGGCAUGUCGUUCCCGCCACCUUCGCCCAACACCGCCGCCUUCCUCGCCGUCAUGGUCAGCAGCACCUCGGGCGCUUCCACGUCGGCAGCCACCAUCACGCCCAACACGCUCUCGGCCCUGACCAAUGCUGCAGCAGCUGCCACCAACGGCGGCUCCAUGGAUCCUUCCGCAGCGGGCGGUUCGGCGCUCUCGACGCAGCCGCAGAACUUUGCCGGCAAACCCACCGACGCGCAGAACGCGUUCGACCUCGCCUUCAGCCGUUCGUUCCCCAACGAGCGUGCCGAUGCCAAGCUCGCCGGAUCCAAGCUCAAAGCCGAGGUCAAGGCGGGCGAUUCGGACAGGAGCGUGUCGCAGAGCAUCAGUCCGCAGAUGAUGCAGAAGCCCUUGGAGGGUGGUGCCAACGGCGACCAGCAGAACGCCGCCUCGGGUCUGUUCUUGUUGAGUAGAGCGCAUCAGGAGAUGGCCAAGCGCGAUGGCGCCGGCGCCGGCGCCUCGUCGACGUCGCUGUACGAAUCGAAAUCGCAGCCCAAGAAGGGCGCCAACGCCAAGAACGCCAAAGACGAAAAACCGGGCGCCAACAAGCGCAAGAAAUCCAGCUCGACCGACGACAGCAUUUCCACUGCUGCCGCUUCUGGUUCGAUGAACGCUCCUCCACCUGCCAAAGCUGCCAAGACGGCGAAAGGCGGCAAGAAGGCGGCUGCUGCUGCUGCUGCUGCUGCGACGGCGGAUGCGGCGACUGGGCCAAGCAAAGGAGCACCUGCGGCGUCCAAAAACGGCGGCGGAUCGCUCAAGUCGGACAACGGCGACGACGACGACCAACAGUGGGACAGCGACGACGAGGACGGAAAGGGAGGCAACAUGGACGAGAAGCGCAAGAACUUUUUGGAGAGGAAUCGACAGGCGGCGCUCAAGUGUCGACAACGCAAGAAGGCCUGGUUGGCUUCGUUGCAGGCCAAGGUGGAGUAUCUGCAGAACGACAAUGAGAACCUGCAGAACACGGUGGGCGCGUUGAGGAACGAGAACAUGUUUUUGAAGAGCCAGUUGGUGCAGGCUACGGGCGGAGCGGUGGUGCCGGGCGUGGGUAUGCCGAUGGGGCCGGGCCCGAUGGGGUUGCCCAUGGCGGGCGUGGAGGGGCAUCAUGGCAUGGGACCGGGCGGGAUGGGGAUGCCGCAUCCUGCGUACAUGCAUCCGGGUCCCGGCGGUGGAUAUGCGAGGGGUGGAGGAGCACCAGGGUUUGAUCCGAGGCAGCAGCAGGGAGGACCGGGGGGAAGACCGCGUUCCGAGGGGGAUGUUCUAGCGGGUGCGGGCGAGCAGGGGAUGAACGGAGUCAAGCACGAACGCGAGUGGAGCAGCGCCAGUGCUGAUGCUGGCAAGGGUGCGGGCGCAGCUGGUGGUGCCAUCAAGGUGUGA
Messenger RNA from Pseudozyma hubeiensis SY62, 1935 nucleotides. RefSeq lists its product as hypothetical. Gene Ontology annotation, molecular function: DNA-binding transcription factor activity, RNA polymerase II-specific; RNA polymerase II cis-regulatory region sequence-specific DNA binding. Lineage: Eukaryota; Fungi; Basidiomycota; Ustilaginomycetes; Ustilaginales; Ustilaginaceae. The coding region runs from base 1 to 1935 and encodes 644 amino acids. Gene Ontology annotation, biological process: regulation of transcription by RNA polymerase II. The transcript has a single exon. The record is from RefSeq and is a predicted model, not a curated record.